Messenger RNA from Dibothriocephalus latus, 759 nucleotides. Lineage: Eukaryota; Metazoa; Platyhelminthes; Cestoda; Diphyllobothriidea; Diphyllobothriidae. The record is from the annotation of a GenBank genome assembly.
AUGUGUAUCGCGGUUAAAUCUUUGCUCAAGUUCGUCAUCUCCACAAUCAAUGUGGUUUUGGGGAUUGGGUUCCUUAUCGUAGCACUACUUGGUCUUCUUCUGAAAACGUCUCAAGGCUUCGUCAGAUCAAUCCUUAACAAAGCAUUCAGUUUCGGCGCUCAAAUUGACAAUGAGGAUGCCGAAUAUCUGACAAACUUCGUCCUUGACAAUGCAACCGGCGUCUCUGUUAUACUAAUCGUUGUUGGUUUGGCCCUGGCCGCCCUCUGCUUCGUCGGUGCCUUUGCUUCCUGUUGCGGUUGUGGACUUCUUCUUAAGAUUUAUGCGAUUAUUCUCGCCGUCCUGCUUGUUGCACAAAUUGUCGCAGUGGCAGUCCUCUUCUCCGAUCCCGUUAAGCUUACUCAAUCCAUUAUUACGGCCAUGAAUGAACUCCUAAAGACGUUUGGCAAGACCAAUGAAGUUGGACAAGCGUCAACUGCCAUAUGGACGUUGGCUAUGACAUAUAACGGGACGUGCUGCGGCAUGGACGGAGCUGAAGAUUUCAAGACUAUUUCGCAAUUAAACGAUGCUCCUGCACCCUGCUGCAAACAUCCAGACCCAAACACAAAGACAGGAUGUUCUAUCGACGAAGCAAUAAAGAAAGGUGUACCCGGCUGUCGUGAGCGCAUUCAAAGCUUCACUUAUGACAACCUCAAGAUGAUUAUGUAUGUCGCCAUCGCGGCAAUAGUCAUACAGGCAAGUUUAUUUUCUUCUCCUUUGUAA